Molecule: messenger RNA, 1533 nt
Organism: Trichosporon asahii var. asahii CBS 2479
Lineage: Eukaryota; Fungi; Basidiomycota; Tremellomycetes; Trichosporonales; Trichosporonaceae
Exons: 2
Coding region: 1-1533 (510 amino acids)
Source: RefSeq, a predicted model, not a curated record
AUGCUGGGACUCGCUCGCGGCUUAACGGUCGUCCUUGCUACCACCGUGCUCAGCACUAAAGCCCUAGCCCAGCAGGAGAGGAUCGCCCCGCUCGGCUUCGAGGUCUCGACCAAGGACCUGACGCAGUGCGGAAACGUCGUUAUCCAGUGGCAGAAUGGCAACCCACCGCUGUACCUGACUGUUAUCGUGAGUGUCCUUACUUUGCUCCGCUCACACCAGCCCGCAUACCAUGUCGCAACCAACAUCUCCAUCCCCGAGACGACGCAGAACUCGACAGGUGGCAAGUUCUCCUUCGCCUUGCCCUACCCCGAAAGCACCAAUCUCACCUUCAUCCUGUCAGACCAGGACGGCUUUGCGAUAUAUCAAGUCGGAGAGCAGAAGCACGGCGACGUCUGCGACAUGGUCAGCACCUGGUCCCCCUUCCAGUUCGACAUGACGCCGUCAACGACGAUCGCGUAUGAGUGCGAGAACAUCAACUUCAUCUGGGACCAGAGCUUGGUUCACGACGGUAUCUUCGUCACGGGCGUGAUUCCGAACGGAGAGGUCAUCCAGUGGUACACCGAGUCGGGCAAGUCACGGACAGGGUGGACCGUCAACAUGCGCGCGGGGACGCAGGUUAUCUGGGCGAUGUGGGACGGAGCAGGCAAUCAGGGCGGUACCAGUGACGUGUUCACGAUCGGUGAUGGCAGCGACGAGUGUCUGAGCUUGCCAUACAGCUCGACGCCGGUAUGGGCCCCGACGCCAGUUGGCUCACGACCGACAGAUACGGCUUCGCAUCGCGGAGGAGUCGUUACCGUCACCGCCAUCAACUCACGGCCAAAGAACGCGGCAGACUUGUCCGGCGGUGCAAUUGCGGGCAUCGUCGUCGCCGUCGUCGUAGUCGUACUCAUCAUCCAGGCCAUUCUCGUCUGGUUCUGCUGUCGGCGGCAACUGUCAACCUACCUCGAGAACCGGAGACAGCAGCGCGAGCGCCGGCUCAAUCCCGAAGUCGACCUAUUCGAGGCUAACGGCACGGGCAUGUCGAGUCUCGGCCGACACACCCGCAACCAAGGGUCUGGUGGCUCGAACCCGUUCGACGACCAGGCCGCGACUGUCUCGCCCUUUGUCGGAGGUUCCGAGUGUCCCAGUCCCAUCAGCCCGGUGGGCACCAACACCAACAGCCAAAGCCAGAGCCAGAGCCAGAGCCAGAGCCAGAGCCAGACCCACCUCAGCCCCAUCAGUCCAGCCAAUCCGACGUACCAGUCCUACUUCCUCACAUCGGCGGGCUCGAGUUCAUCCGUCGCUGAGGAGUCGGAGCGCUCCAUCAUGGCAUCGGCCGGAGGAGAGUCGACGCGCGCACCGUCAAAAGCGCAAAUGUCCACUACAAACCCGGACGAUGGCAUGCUGUCGCCCCUGUAUGCCGACCUGCCGCCACCGUCGGCGCCGAGAGGAGGGUUCCGACGACACCAGGAUGCUGGGCGUGUCCGAGUUGAGCCCGAGGUUGAGGACCUGCCACCAAACUACGACCCUGAGUGGGAGAGGGAACGUUCAUGA